Molecule: messenger RNA, 213 nt
Organism: Funneliformis mosseae
Lineage: Eukaryota; Fungi; Glomeromycota; Glomeromycetes; Glomerales; Glomeraceae
Source: the annotation of a GenBank genome assembly
AUGUCUACAAAGACUGAAAAAGAGUUGUCAGUAUCUUUGGAUAGUAGAAUAAAUGAAGAUAUGAAAGGGCUUCUAAAAGUGUAUGAUGACGCAAUUAUUGAGGUAACAGUUAGCUAUCAUGUUAAUUUGCCUCAAAUUGCUGUCAUUCUUAAUCAAAAUUCUCUAAUUGAUCUAACUACAUAUAGCUUUAGCAGAGAUUGGCCAUGUAAGUGA